Molecule: messenger RNA, 7221 nt
Organism: Protopterus annectens (West African lungfish)
Lineage: Eukaryota; Metazoa; Chordata; Ceratodontiformes; Protopteridae
Gene: PCDH7
Product: protocadherin 7
Exons: 2
Coding region: 972-4136 (1054 amino acids)
Biological process (GO): homophilic cell-cell adhesion
Cellular component (GO): plasma membrane
Molecular function (GO): calcium ion binding
Source: RefSeq, a predicted model, not a curated record
CAGAGUGCUGCAGAUACAGAUUGCUAACACAUGCAGUGCAAAUGCAGGUAGAGAGAGAGAAUGAGACGAGCCGUAUACUAACAAAACUGCAGAUGCAUAACAAACUUCAGCCAGCGAGAUCUGCACUGCUUGCUAUCUUCGUCCGGAGACCCCAGUUGGGAAAUUAUAAAUACUGCUCAGAAGCAUUUCAUAGCUGCUGAUUUUUUUUCCGUUGCCGCCAGUGAGUACUUUGUUUUAGUUAACUCGCUCCUUGGGUGCCUCUCUGAAAACGACUUGAGACUGAUUGAAGAAGGUUUUACUACUAACGGAGCGAAGGCAGAUUUUGACACUCUCCGUAGGCAGUGUGCGGAACUGGAUGCCCGCAACCAGAGGCAGAAACUGGGGGUCCCCAACCAGUUCCAGAAGCUGAAGUGUGGCUCUGUGAGUAGGGCUGCUAGCUGAAUAACAAGUAUUUGUUUUAGAAAUCACAAUAGCAAUUGUUAAGCUGGAUUUCGUGCACUGCAGCUGAAGAUGCUAGAUGAUCAGCUGGAAACCAUUAAGCUAUGCAUUGCAUACUUGGACAAAGUAGAGUGCACUGAAUUGGUGCACAAGACAGAACCGCCUCUGGAUUACUGAAUCAAACUACCGAGUAGAGAAAUGCACUCAAAAAAAGAUCCAGGGCUUCGGUCAGAUUUGUCAUUCCCGGAGCACCGCCUUCGCUAAAAAGUGAUUAGAAUUAAUCAGCAAAGGAAGCAAGUCAUAUUUGUUGGGCUAACCGUCUGACAUUUGUGCAAUUCGUGGUCAGGGGGACUGCAGAUAUUAAAAUAUACAAAACUUAAAGCCAUCAGUGACACGUUUUUUUAUGCUGCAGUGUAUAUAGCUGGAACAGUAUCCAAGAAGACUGCAUCUAACUGUAUCGGAAGGGAAAUUUCCUCCUGACAGAAGAGACGUUGCUACAAACACUAGUUAUUUGUUUUCAUCUAAGGAAAACCAUGAAAACUCUUGGAUCUGCCAAUUGCUGGUUUUGCUGGCUUUUCCUGGCGCGGCUGUCCUUGACUUUGGCGGCCGCAAAGCAGCUGCUGAGGUACCGGCUGGCCGAGGAGGGACCAGCCGAUGUCCGAAUUGGGAACAUUGCAUCGGAUUUGGGGAUUACAGCUGGCAACGGGGAGGUAACUUUUAGUUUGGAGUCGGGCUCUGAAUACCUGAAGAUCGAUAACAUCACCGGCGAGCUGAGCACCACUGAGCGUCGGAUUGACCGGGAGAAGCUGCCGCAGUGCCAGAUGAUCUUUGAUGAAAACGAGUGUUUCAUUGACUUUGAAGUAUCUGUGAUCGGCCCGUCGCAGAGCUGGGUAGACCUCUUUGAUGGUAGAGUGAUCAUUCUAGACAUUAACGACAACACCCCGACAUUCACUUCCCCCGUGCUGACUUUGGCUGUUGAGGAAAACCGAUCCGUAGGGACACUCUACCUCUUGCCCACAGCUACUGACCGCGACUUUGGCCGUAAUGGGAUCGAACGCUAUGAGCUGAUUCCAGAGUCGGGAGAAGGUUCUUUUACCCCAGGCAGGCGGGGGCCGGCGGGCCCCGGAGGCCGAGGAGCAGAAACCGUGGAAACCGCCCCCUACCCGGGGAAGCGGAGGACCGACUCGGAGGGUAAGAGCAGUGUGUUUGAGCUGCAGGUAGCCGAUACUCCUGAUGGAGAGAAGCAGCCUCAGCUCAUCAUCAAAGGCGCACUGGACCGGGAGCAAAGGGACUCUUACGAACUCACUCUCAAGGUUAGGGAUGGUGGGGAUCCCCCGAGGUCGUCCCAGGCCAUUCUCAGGGUCCUGAUCACCGAUGUUAACGACAACAACCCCAGGUUUGAAAAGAGUGUGUAUGAGGCGGAUUUAGCAGAAAACAGCUCCCCUGGUACCCCAAUACUGCAGCUCAGAGCGACUGAUGCAGACGUAGGAGUGAAUGGGCAAAUAGAGUACGUGUUUGGCGCUGCCACCGAGUCUGUGCGCCGGUUGUUGAGGCUGGAUGAGAACUCCGGAUGGUUGAGUGUCCUGCAUCGCAUAGACAGAGAGGAGGUGAGCCAGCUCCGUUUCUUUGUGACUGCUAGGGACAGGGGACAACCACCUAAAACUGACAAGGCAACGGUCGUAUUAAACAUCAGAGAUGAGAAUGAUAACGUGCCUUUUAUAGAUAUUAGAAAAAUUGGCAGGAUACCUUUAAAAGAUGGUGUGGCUAACGUUCCAGAAGAUGUGGUCGUGGACACACCAAUAGCUCUUGUACAGGUAUCUGAUCGGGACCAGGGGGAAAACGGCGUGGUUACCUGUACAGUAGUAGGAGAUGUCCCUUUUCAGCUUAAGCCAGCCAACGAAGCUGAGAUUGACCAAAGCAAAAAGAAGUUUUUCUUGCACACAUCGGCACCCCUGGACUAUGAACUUAUCAAGGAAUACAAUAUUAUCAUUGUAGCAGUGGAUUCCGGAAGUCCAAGUUUAUCUAGUAAUAAUUCUUUGCUUGUGAAAGUUGGGGAUACAAAUGAUAAUCCACCUAUGUUCUCUCAGGAGACAGUAGAGGUGUCAUUUUCUGAAAAUAAUGCCCCUGGAGAAAAAGUGACCACUGUAGUUGCCACCGAUGCUGACAGUGGGAAGAAUGCUGAAAUUGCUUAUUCACUGGCUUCCUCAGUUGCUGGCAUCUUCUCGAUAGAUCCCGAUUCUGGGGACAUAACCAUCAAUACCAAUUUGGAUAGAGAACAGCAAGACAGAUAUGAAUUUACAGUCAUUGCCAAAGAUAAAGGUAUUCCAGUCCUUCAAGGGACUGCUACUGUGGUGGUUCAGGUAGCAGACAGAAAUGACAAUGAACCAAAAUUUAUGCAGGAUGUGUUUACAUUUUAUGUUAAGGAAAACCUGCAGCCAAAUAGCCCUGUUGGAAUGGUUACUGUGAUGGAUGCUGACAAAGGUCAAAAUGCAGCAAUGAGCUUAUUUAUUGAAGAAGACAGUGGUAUCUUUUCUAUAGAAAAUGGCACUGGUACAAUUUUUUCCACAAUGUCCUUUGACAGAGAACAGCAAACCUUGUACACAUUCAAAGUUAAGGCAGUUGAUGGUGGGGAUCCCCCAAGGUCUGCCACUGCAACUGUUUCAUUAUUUGUUAUGGAUGAGAAUGACAAUGCUCCCACAGUGACACGACCAAGCAACAGCAGUUAUACUGUGCUUCCACCUGCAAGCAACAUACGCACAGUAGUGGCCACAGUCGUUGCUACCGACAGUGAUGCUGGUAUAAAUGCAGACUUAAAUUAUAGCAUUGUCGGAGGAAAUCCAUUUAAGCUGUUUGACAUUGAUUCCACAAGUGGUGUCAUUUCAUUAAUAGGGAAAUUGGCUCAAAAACACUAUGGACUCCAUCGUAUUGUGGUACAAGUAAAUGACAGCGGUCAACCAUCUCAGUGUACCACUGGACUGGUUCAUGUGUUCAUUAAUGAAAGUGUUUCCAAUGCAACAAUAGUUGAAGGUCAGAUUCUAAGAAGUCUGAGUAUUCCACUUACUCAAGACAUUGCAGGGGACCCUAGUUAUGACUUAAGUAAACAAAGGCUUAGUAUUGUUAUUGGUGUGGUUGCAGGAAUAAUGACUGUCAUUUUAAUCAUCUUAGUGGUGGUAAUGGCUAGAUAUUGCAGACCAAAAAACAAAAAUGGAUAUGAAGCAGGAAAAAAGGAUCAUGAAGACUUUUUUGCCCCUCAGCAGCAUGAUAAGUCUAAAAAACCAAAAAAGGACAAGAAAAAUAAAAAAUCCAAGCAGCCUCUGUACAGCAGCAUUGUGACAGUCGAAGCUUCUAAACCCAAUGGGCAGCGUUAUGACAGUGUAAAUGAAAAGAUGUCAGAUAGCCCUGGAAUGGGACGGUAUCGGUCAGUUAAUGGUGGCCCAGGCAGUCCCGAUUUGGCAAGACAUUACAAAUCAAGUUCACCUUUACCCACGGUUCAGCUUCACCCUCAGUCUCCCACAUCUGGGAAAAAACAUCAAGCUGUACAAGACCUGCCUCCAGCCAACACUUUUGUAGGGGCAGGGGACAACAUAUCGAUUGGAUCAGAUCAUUGUUCUGAGUACAGCUGUCAAACGAAUAACAAAUACAGCAAACAGAUGGCAUAUUCAUGUAAUCCUGUUAAAGUAUGGAUAGACUUCUCCUAGUUCUUGCAUCCCCGAAAUCAGAGACAUUUGCUUAAAAAAAACUCAUGGCAACUGGUUGAUAGAGACAUUCUUCAGAAAUCAGCAUCAGACAAUUUGGACUUCUAUGCAGAACUCUCAAGAAGCACAUGCUGACUGAUAACCAGUGUGUAUUGAAUUUGUUUUCUUCUACAUUUUAUUGUCAUGAUAUAUGAACUACAUCUUUGUGUCUGGCUUUCUAUAAUGUGUAUGUGGAAGUAGCUAAUUAAAAAUAGCUGUGGCAGCAAGUCAGAUUCAAUUGGCAAACAAUUUGAAACUGAUUAUUACCAAAUUCAUGUGAAUUUUAAAUAGAGUGACAACAUAAAUUGUAGAGAAACAUCUUGAUUUUAAAGGUUGUUUGUUGCUUUAUUAUUUUUGAUAGUUAUAUGGCUAUGGAUUUAACUUUCAUAUGAGGUAGUAUUAGUGUAAGAUUACAGUUGUUAUGAAGGAGAAAAGAUGUGCUACUUGAGAAGUGAUGUGAAGAGAGAAUACACUGAACAAAAUUUAAUCUAUGAACAAUUGCAUGAGUUUUUAAGGAAAUUUUUGAUUUGUAAAAUGUCACAGUUAAUUCUUUUGAGAUGCAAGAAUUCCCUGUUAAAAUUACUGUACUGAAAAAUUAUUUAUACUCUGCAGAGCAUAUGCCAAAAUUUACAGUUCAAGUUAGGCUUUCUAGAGUAACAAAAUGUUCAGCAUGCUGGGUAAAGUGCCAUUUUCAGUCUGUAGCAGACGAAUUGUGUUUAAUCUUUGAAGAAUUGCAAAUUUUCUCACAAUAACUAUAGAUACAGGAGAAAUAAGGUAGUUAUAUUUACUAUGGGAGUGCUGUUAACAAAUGAAACAAAACAGCAGUUAUGAAAAUUAUUUGUUCCUGAUGCGUUAUCUUCAUCUUUGUGGUUUCUAUUCAGUCCAAAAUGCAUACAGAUUAAAUAGAAGAGCUCUCAAAUGUCAUUUGUAUAAUAUAGUUUGGUGACAGUAUCCAAGGAAAUUAGCUUUCAGUACAUUUUCAGAUGAGUAAACCCAACAAUACUGCACAGUACAAGGAAAACUGUUUUAUGAAAUGUGUAGCCAGGAACUCAAAGCCAGGCAAUUUUUUUAAAGGGCUGUUGCAGACUGAGGUCAGUAUUAGGUUUUUAUUUGUGUAUGUAGUUUUGUUUUUAGAAUGUCAGUGUAAUGAUAAUGUAUCUGUCUCAGUAUAUUAAUUUCUGUUCUUUCUGUAACAUAUUUUAAUUAUUUUAGGAGUGCUAUGCAUUUUACAUGAGGACUUAUUAUUAUACUCCGAUGGAUUGAUGUUUUUUUCCCUUUCUUAUGUACCACACUAGUUUAAACAGCCAUUCAUAUAUCUUAUAUUUUUGCAUUUUUGAAACUAUGGCACAGAUAUUGCCAAAGCAUGUCCAAAAAUAAUCAAUAGUUAUUGGACAGGGAUAAUUUUAUUGUACUCUUAUACAGGAGUACACUAUUUGGCAAUCUGGAUAAUUUAACUCCAUAUUUUGUUUCAUUAGAAUGUGUUCUUCUGUUGCAGCACAUUAUUUAAAAUGCAAAUUGUACUCUAUUAUUUAAUUUAUGUUAAAGACUAAGUAAGGCACGCAUAAAUCCAUAUAAUUGAUAAUCAUACUGCAAGAAAAAAGGAAGGAACUGUUUAUGAAAAAAAUAAAGUAUUACUUUCACUAAAUACUUUUUAAUAAAUCAUAUGAGUAAUUCAUAAUUAGGAGAAUAAAAAUAUUAGCAGCACUAGGGCCAGGGUGGAUGUUAACAUUAUACAGCCACAUUGUCAAAUUGAAUUUUUCCAAGACAAGUUCCUGCUGUAACAGAACUCUGAUAACCCCCACCAAUAGCAAAUUCCUGAAAUGAAAUGUAAUUUUGUUAAAACAUGCUCAUUGCUGAAAUUUUACAUGACAUAAUGUAAAGUAUUUUACAGCUAGACACAUGCUAUUUUGGAAGCAUUGUUCAGUGGAAAAGAGUAUAGCAUCGCCCAUCCUAUGAGAUUGCCUGUCAGAGCAAUUUAUGUGUGCCAGCUUGUUAUUAAACAAGACAUAAAUGCUUGUAGUUCACAUGGCCAUUUUGGUAUGGCCUUGGUCCAUCUCUCCUUCCAUAUUACUUUAACAGACAGCUGAAUGAGGGUAAGUUUUUAAUGGAAACUGACCCUUUACAUCCCUUCUAAUUAUUUUUUUAAUUAUUUCUGUGCCUCCAUGCAGAUAAUUUCCUGCUUAUGGCUUAUUUGUUCUGAUGUUUGAAAAUUGCUUUUUAUCUGUUAUUACAGACAUAUAAUUUCAAAACAUUAUGCUUAUUUUUUAUUUGUAUGUUGAUUCACAGGCAGUGUAUUUGACAGUAAAUCAAAGCAAAAUAGGGUUAUAACAAAGGUUAUAGUAAAAUGUAUAAGGAUUAAUGAUAGGAUAAAGCCAUAAAAUGUACUUAAAUUAACCACAGACUUGUUAAAAUAUUUAUAAAUUUAAGAUUUAUGCACUUUAUAAAAGAUAAAAAAGUUAUUCAUGAGAGGUUACAGUGAAUCACAUUUUAAUAAUUUAAAUAUUUAUUACUGAAUUCACUGUACUAGCAUAUUCAUAGCAGUCAGAAAAGGCAAAAGUUAGUAUCCAUGUAUGAUAAUAUACAACUUGUUUAGGCUUUGUAUAUUCUUUCUGAUAAGAAGUAAAUAAGAAGGCAAAAUGAUUUGUUAAAGAAAGUGUUGAACUUUUCUCAUAUGACACCUGUUUUUUAUUAUUUUGUUAAAAGUAGGGAGUACAGUAGUAAGAUCCAAUCUAUUUUCUUUCAGUAUUUCUUGUUUUCCUAAAUCUGAAGGUAAAUCAUUUACAACAGUCAAGAAGACUGAUCUAUUCAAAUAAAUAAAAAAGAUGGUGAGGAAACAUAUUUAUUGUUUUGAAGUGGGUUUAAGUUUCUGAUUCACUGAAUGCUAAGAGAAUUGAAUCUGCCUGAGCUUAUGCAUUAAUGUACUGGUCUCUGUAUUAUACUCAGUCCAUGAAUGUAUUUUUUUACAAAAUGAAUGUAGUCUAUUCUGCUGUAAAAUUAUCACUGACAAUGUAGUAAGAUGCAAUCAAAUAAACAAAAUACUUUUAUAGUU